AUGGAUUCAAAUAGACAUCGUUGUAUUGGCGUUUUAUUACGUUAUUUGGAAUCUGAAAAAUAUACACCAGAACGUUUAUGGAAUGAUAUUAAUCGUUUAGAACUAGGUCAAGAUGUAACAGAUCGUAUAUACCAUCAAUUGCCAACAGCUGAUGAAGUGAAAACUUAUUUAAAUUAUGAAUUCACUGAACAACGAUCUAUUGAUGAUUUAACGGAUGAAGAUCGUCUUUUACUACAUUUAUGCAAAGUUGAACGUUUAGGGCCUAGAUUAGAAAUUAUUUUAUUCAUGAAUUCAUUUGAAGAUAAUUUGAAUGUAGUGAAUUCGAAAAUUAUUGCUGUAAGAUCCGCUUCGUUAGCAUUGAAAAACAGUUGUAAAUUUAGAGCUAUCUUAGAAAUUAUAUUAGCUUUUGGCAAUUAUAUGAAUAGUUCCAGACGUGGUAUUGCCUACGGUUUUCGUUUACAGAGUUUAGAUGCUUUAUCCGACACACGGACCUUGGAUAAAUCGUGGACUCUGCUUCACUUCAUAGUUGAAACAAUUGAAACCCAAUUUCCUGCCCUAGUUAAUUUUGACGAUGAAUUGACUGGUGUCGUAGAAGCUGCAAAGGUUCCAACAGAAGCUUUAACAAAUGAUGUCGCAGCAUUAGUUUCUGGUAUGUCACAAGCUGAUAAAGAGACAAUUAUUUUUGGUUCAUUGAAAACACCACAACGUUUAUCAGAUUUUGUAUUGAAUAAUAAAUCUAAAGUGGAAUCUGUUGAAAAGCAAGCAGAAACUGCACGUAAUAUGUUUGCUAGAACAAUUGAAUGGUUUGGUGAAGCGCAAAUUAAACCUAGUCCAGAACAAUUUUUCAGUUUAAUUGUUCGAUUUAUUAAGAAUUUCAAAAAUGCAAUAGUCGACAACGAAGCACGACGUCGUGUUGAAGCCCUUCAAAGUUUAAAUUCUGUAACCGGUGAUGAUAAUGGGCCAUUAUCAUCAAUCAAUCAAAUUUCAAUCAACCAUAUUCCAAAAAGACCAAAAGAUAAUGUUCCUGUUUCGGAGUUACAGAAGCGUUUGGCACAAGAAGCUCGGUUGGCUAAACGACGAUUUAAAAAUCGUACUAGACAGAUUACAGGAGAUGGAAUGAUGGAUGAAAUUCUAGCAGGUCUAAUAUCGGAACCAUUGCAAGCUGAGGUUCAUCCACAUCGCAAUCGUUUAUCUGAAAAUAAUAAUUGA
This is a messenger RNA of Schistosoma mattheei, 1209 nucleotides long. Lineage: Eukaryota; Metazoa; Platyhelminthes; Trematoda; Strigeidida; Schistosomatidae. The record is from the annotation of a GenBank genome assembly.